AUGGGUGAUUAUUAUUUAGAAUUUCUGCAACAAUACCUCCACAAUGUGAAUUUAAGGAAAAAGAUAGGUGAAAGAACUAUUGAAAGAAAAGGAUGCUAGAAGUAAUUUGAAGUGAGAUUAAAAUAGAAGGAGGGUAACAAUCAUUCUUUUGAGGAAAGAAAGAAAAGAUUGAGGAGUUUGGCAAGUGAAAUCUAACGCAAUUUUGAAUGUCCUAUAACAAAGUGUGGUAAGAAAUAUGGGUAUGAUACAAUUCCAUUUGUGUAAUAGAAGCGAAGGUUCCUUGAAUUAGCAUAUCAAACUUAAGCAUCCUGA
This is a messenger RNA of Paramecium tetraurelia, 312 nucleotides long. RefSeq lists its product as uncharacterized. The transcript has 3 exons. Lineage: Eukaryota; Ciliophora; Oligohymenophorea; Peniculida; Parameciidae. The record is from RefSeq and is a predicted model, not a curated record.